CGGACCUCGACCUCAUUUGCGCAUUGACGACGAACGACACGGACCGACGACACAUGAGUGCGAACUACUUGAUGGAUGACAUCGAAGAAUUGAAGACGAUUGUCGCUUCUGUGACGUCCGAGCGGCUGCAGAAAGACCUGCGGCAUCUUCUCGCCACAAAGGAAGCGGCAUUGGUCCAAGCACAGCAAACGCAACCACGACCCGUGGCGGCCCCCAAGCCAGCAGUUGUCACACCGGCAGCGUCGGCGCCAGUCUCCAACGACAACAUAGUGUACACGGAGAUCUCGACGUUUGCAUGGGAUGAUGAAGGGUACGGCAAGCCGAAAGUCACGGUGUACAUCACGUCGGGGAUUGACGGUGUGGGGUCACUCCCAAGCGACCACAUCACGUGUGACUUUACGACCCGGAGCUUCGACUUGAAGAUCAAGGACCUCAACGGCAAGAACUAUCGAUUGGUGCGCUACAAUUUGGACAAGGACAUCGUCCCCAACAAGUCCAAGUUCGUCGCCAAGAAGAAUCGCGUGACGAUCACAUUGGUCAAGGCCGACGACAAGAACACAUGGAUGAACUUGACCGCCAAAUCCGCGGCCCCCACCGCCAAACCCAAUUCCGCCGAUCCAUCUGCCGGGAUUAUGGACAUGAUGAAGAACAUGUACGACGAAGGCGACGACGAGAUGAAGCGCACAAUUGCCAAAGCAUGGUCGGAAAGCCGCAACAAGAACCCUGGCGGGGCUGACGUCGGUGGACUUGGCGGCCUUUAACCGUCGUCGGCACUCCAACUAAUCGAAACAAUUUGUUCAUUUCGUACGACAGACCCCUCGCUUGCUACUACUCGUCGUCCUCAUCGCCACUCUUGGCGUACACUUCAGCAGACACUUCAGUGGCUUUGCUUGUCUUUUUGCUUUAAAAAUCCAAAGCGCGACUUGGCCUUCUUGAUUGGGUUGAGUUUCGCGCUCUUGUCGGGUUUGAGCUCGAGGGAAAACACCACUUGGCUCGGCUUCUUAGGGACGGCAGAUGGCGGCACGUCCGCCGCGCCCGAGCUCAUGCUGAGGCUCUUGAGGGGGUUGUUCAUGUCGAACCCUGCCCACCGCGAAAUAUCAAGGCGUUCCUUGAGGAAUAUGCCAAUAUUGUUGAAGUUCCGCCCCACUUGGCUGAGCACGUCGAGCAAAAUAUCGCGGCGGACGCGCAGCACCAGCUCGGACAGCGUGCACGUCUUGUCCGUGUACACAAGCGAGUGCAGCUUGAGCUCAAAGCCGCGCAUUUCCUCCAAGUGCUGGGGCAUCGCGGGCGUGGCUUUGCCGCCUAUACACUCGUCAGAUACAACGACCAACAACAACCAGUCGCCUUGUAGUAGGAUCGAGGUAGUGUGAUACUUUUGUACGUUAGAAGCACCAAGAUCGUGCCAAGGCGAAUGUGCUUGAAUGUGACGAGGUUAUAGCUGCUUCUAUUGUUGCUAGUGGUGGUGGUGGUGGUAGGUGGGGG
This is a messenger RNA of Aphanomyces astaci, 1482 nucleotides long. RefSeq lists its product as hypothetical. The transcript has 2 exons. Gene Ontology annotation, cellular component: nucleus. Lineage: Eukaryota; Oomycota; Saprolegniomycetes; Saprolegniales; Verrucalvaceae. The record is from RefSeq and is a predicted model, not a curated record. Gene Ontology annotation, molecular function: ubiquitin protein ligase binding; S100 protein binding; tubulin binding. The coding region runs from base 54 to 761 and encodes 235 amino acids.